Molecule: messenger RNA, 2583 nt
Organism: Diceros bicornis minor
Lineage: Eukaryota; Metazoa; Chordata; Mammalia; Perissodactyla; Rhinocerotidae
Product: protocadherin beta-18-like
Exons: 1
Coding region: 53-2440 (795 amino acids)
Biological process (GO): homophilic cell-cell adhesion
Cellular component (GO): plasma membrane
Molecular function (GO): calcium ion binding
Source: RefSeq, a predicted model, not a curated record
GUUCGGGACUGAGUUGAAACAUUUCCGCAGAAGAACGUUUGGCUGAGGAGCCAUGGAGCCGGGAGAGGUGAGCCGUCAGCAGAUAAGGCAAGUGUUGCUUUUCUUUGUUUGCUUAGGAGGGUCUUUGGUCUGUUCAGAGACCUGGCGCUAUUCUGUGGCAGAGGAAACAGAGAUCGGCUCCUUUAUAGCCAACGUGCUGAAAGACACAGGUUUGGGUGUGGAAGACCUGGCUGCACGGGGAGCCAGAGUCAUCUUUGAUGACUAUAAACCAUAUUUGUGGUUGGAUCAGCAGACCGGCAACUUACUCUUAAAUGAGCAACUGGACAGGGAGGCACUUUGCGAUCUCACUGAGCCAUGUGUAUUGAAUUUCCAGGUAUUAUUUGAAAAUCCUUUGCAAUUUUUUCAGGCUGAGCUUUGGGUCAAAGACAUAAAUGAUCACACUCCCACAUUCCUAGAUAAACAUAUACUUCUGAAAAUCUCAGAAGGUACUGCUCCAGGAACCUCAUUCCAAAUGGAUAGUGCUCAGGACUUGGAUGUAGGAAAGAAUGGUGUCCAAAACUACACAUUAAGCCCUAAUCCACAUUUCCACCUUAAAUUACAAGACAGCGAUGGGGCCAGAAAAUACCCAGAGCUGUUACUGGACCAAUCUCUGGAUCGAGAAAAGGAGUCUGAGCUUAGAUUAAAGCUAACAGCUUUGGAUGGUGGGUCUCCGCCCAGGUCCGGAACAGCUCUGGUUCGUGUUUUGGUCUUAGAUAUCAAUGACAAUGCCCCAGAGUUUGAGAGACCCAUCUAUGAGGUUCAAGUACCAGAGAACAGCCCUCUGGAAUCCUUGGUCAUCAAGGUGUCUGCUACAGAUUUAGACGCAGGAAUAAAUGGAGAAAUCUCUUAUUCAUUUUCCCAUAUCUCCAAAGACGUACGGAAAACAUUUGAAAUCCAUCCAAUUUCUGGUGAAGUCCAUUUAAAAGCACUUUUGGAUUUUGAGUUAAUCCAGUCUUACACAAUAAAUAUUCAAGCCAUUGAUGGUGGGAGCCUUUUAGGAAAAUCAACAAUUUUAGUUCAAGUUGUAGAUGUGAAUGACAACCCACCAGAAAUACUCAUGACAUCUCUUACCAACCCCAUACCAGAAAAUUCGUCUCCUGAGAUGGUAGUCGCUGUUUUUAGCAUAAGAGACCAAGACUCUGGGGACAACGGGAGGAUGGUUUGUUCCAUUCAGGACAAUCUCCCCUUUCUCUUGAAGCCUACCUUCAAGAAUUUCUACACUCUGGUAACAGAGCGCCCAUUGGACCGAGAGACCAAAACCAAAUAUAACAUUACCAUCACUGUCACCGACAUGGGAUCCCCCAGGCUGAAAACCGAGCACAACUUAACCCUGCUGGUCUCCGAUGUCAAUGACAAUGCCCCCGCCUUCACCCAAACCUCCUACACCCUGCGGGUCCGCGAGAACAACAGCCCCGCCCUGCACAUCGGCAGCGUCAGCGCCACAGACGCAGACGCGGGCGCCAACGCCCAGGUCACCUACUCGCUGCUGCCGCCCCACGACCCGCACCUGCCCCUCGCCUCCCUCGUGUCCAUCAACGCGGACAACGGGCACCUGUUCGCCCUGCGGUCCCUGGACUACGAGGCCCUGCAGGCCUUCGAGUUCGGCGUGGGCGCCACAGACCGAGGCUCGCCGGCGCGGAGCAGCCAGGCGCUGGUGCGCGUGCUGGUGCUGGACGACAACGACAACUCGCCCUUCGUGCUCUACCCGCUGCAGAACGGCUCGGCGCCCUGCACCGAGCUGGUGCCCAGGGCGGCCGAGGCGGGCUACCUGGUGAGCAAGGUGGUGGCGGUGGACGGCGACUCGGGCCAGAACGCCUGGCUGUCGUACCAGCUGCUCAAGGCCACGGAGCCCGGGCUGUUCGGCGUGUGGGCGCACAACGGCGAGGUGCGCACGGCCAGGCCGCCGAGCGAGCGCGACGCGCCCAAGCACAGGCUGCUGGUGCUGGUCAAGGACAACGGCGAGCCGCCGCGCUCGGCCAGCGUCACGCUGCACGUGCUGCUGGUGGACGGCUUCUCGCAGCCCUACCUGCCGCUGCCGGAGGCGGCGGCCGAGCAGGCGCAGGCCGACCCGCUCACCGUCUACUUGGUCAUCGCCCUGGCCGCGGUGUCGUCGCUCUUCCUCUUCUCGGUGCUCGCGUUCAUCGCGGUGCGGCUGUGCGGGAGGAGCAGGGCCGCCUCGCUGGGUCGCUGCUCGGUGCCUGAGGGCCACUUUCCGGGCCACCGGGUGGACGUCGGCGGUACCGGGACCCCGUCCCAGAGCUACCAGUAUGAGGUGUGUCUGAGGGGAGGCUCUGGGACCAGCGAGUUCAAGUUCCUUAAACCCGUUAUUCCCAACCUCUCGCCCCAAGACAGUGAAAUGGAGGAAAGCCACAGCUUUCUGAGUGGCUUUGGAUUCAAUUAGGGUUUUGAUUAUUAUGUAGAACUUUUAGAACGAGCCCUAUUUCUUUGUAAAAUUCAUUCAUUGUAAUGUAAAGUUCUUCGUUUGCGUAACUUCAAUUUACUUAAGAUUUUUCAGAAAUUUCAAUAAUGUAAGGCUAUUUUCUG